AGGGGGCGGCAUAACAGAUGACAUCCGGUUUGAUGACACAAUAAACAGUCAGAGGCGACGAAUGACAGCAGCAGGCGAGGAGAGGUUGCGUCAUAGUCACUACCAGAGCUCCAGCAUGCAUAGUUUGUUGGUCCAAGCUCUUGCUAUGAGGCAGCUAGGAAGGCUGAACCCGCGCCACCUGCUAGCUGCUGGUUACGGACCUGCACAGACCGAAUGGUGUCCCAGAACCAUCCAUACACGCCAGCUGUGGGGCUGCUCCACUUAUUCCGCACUGGGUUGCACAAGGACGGCUCUCUGUAGCAGGGAUGCUGUCAGAAGAUGGACUGUCCAUCAGCUGAGGUUCAAAAGCAACAAAAAGAAAGGUGCUGCUAAGCCAAUACAAGAAGAAGAAGAAGAAGAAGAGGAUGAAGAACAAAACCCUGAGAGCGAUUAUGAAGAUGAAGUGGAGGAGGACCCAAACAUACUAAAGGACUAUAAAGACAUUGAAAAAUAUGUAGAGUCCUUGCGUUAUGAUGCCAUUUUGCGAGCCGGCCUGGACGUAGCACAUAAUAAAAUCGAAGACAGCUUUUACAGCAACAAUCUCCGACUAAAUGGACAACCCCUCAUCAAGAAAAGUAAAACGGUAAAAGUUGGGGACACUUUGGACAUGGUGCUGUCAGAGAACUCAGGUGCAAAGACUGUUACUCUAAAAAGAGUCAUCCUCAAAAAGUUUCUGGGUAAAUCCAACAAUGCGGAAAAGCACAAAAUUUCCUUACGGCGGUGGAAGUUUAUAGAGUUACCGCAGGAUGAGGCCUUCAAGCCUCGAAGCCCAGUAUGAAUGGAUUGUAAUUGUAUCGACCGGCGUCAGCAAUGAUACAAUGACACGGUAUCGUAUCCUCAAACAAGUGUCCAGCAAGGAUUAUAGAGGAAAAACAGGUCUGUGAUUUUUGACAUUUAAAAACUGAAGGUAGCGCUUUCCUAUUAUCCAGUAAAUAUGCACUUGGAUAUUC
Entelurus aequoreus (snake pipefish) is the source of this 989-nucleotide messenger RNA. RefSeq names its product mitochondrial transcription rescue factor 1 (gene mtres1). The transcript is spliced from 4 exons. Bases 62 to 817 code for a protein of 251 amino acids. The record is from RefSeq and is a predicted model, not a curated record. NCBI's taxonomy places the organism in Eukaryota, Metazoa, Chordata, Actinopteri, Syngnathiformes, Syngnathidae.